AUGUCGACUCCAGUGGCUGUGCCAGCCUGCCUGUGUGCUCCUGUUUUGCCUGUGAUAGGGAAAAAUGGUGUUUUUGCUAGCCACUGUGCCUUCGGACAAGUAUUUAAUGCCACCUUUGGUGCUUUUUCUGUAGAGGCCCAUGCUAAAGUCUGGCAUCUCUACAAUGACCAUUUUCGUCCAACUCAAAGAGGAAAAGUGUCCAUUGCCCUUAGCUCCCACUGGAUAAAACCUCAACAUAUGACUGAAAAAAACAUAAAAGAAUGUCAAAAAUCCCUUGAUUUUGUGCUUGGCUGGUUUGCUAAGCCCAUAUUUAUUGAUGGUGACUAUCCAGAAAGCAUGAAGAGCAACCUCUCAUCUCUAUUGCCUGAAUUCAGUGAAGUUGAGAAGAAGUAUAUCAAGGGAACAGCAGACUUUUUUGCUCUUUCUUUUGGAGCUACCCUGAGUUUCCAGCUCUUGGACUCUCAUAUGAAGUUCCAGCAGUUGGAAUCAAUAAGCCUGAGGCAGCUCCUUUAUUGGAUAAGCAGAGAAUAUAACAACCCCCAAAUAUUCAUUGUGGAGAACAGCUGGUUUGUUUCUGGUAGCACAAAGAGAGAUGAUGCCAAAUAUAUUUACUAUCUCAAAAAAUUCAUUAUGGAAACUUUAAAAGCCAUCCGGUACGACGGUGUUAAUGUGUUUGGCUACACGGUCUGGUCGCUCCUGGAUGGCUUUGAAUGGCACAGAGGAUAUAGCAUUCGACGUGGAUUGUUUUAUGUUGAUUUUCAAAGCCAUGACAAGAAGUUGAUGCCAAAAUCUUCUGUCUUGUUCUAUCAAAAGCUGAUAGAAAAAAAUGGCUUCCCACCUUUGCCUGAAAAUCAGCCCAUAGAAGGUAUUUUUCCCUGUGGCUUUGCUUGGGGAAUUGUUGACAACUACAUUCAGGUAGACACGACACCUGCCCAGUUUCUUGACUCUAAUGUUUAUGUGUGGGAUGUUCACCAGACGAAGAAGCUUAUUAAAGUGGAUGGAGUUUUCACCUCAAAACGCAAGCGUCACUGUGUUGACUUUGCUGCUAUCAGGCUUCAGAUCUCUCUUCUGCAAGAAAUGCAUGUCACACAUUUCCAUUUUUCACUUAAAUGGUCUUUAAUCCUUCCUUUAGGUAAUCUUUCUGUAAUCAACCAUACACUUGUCCAUUAUUAUCAGUGUUUUGCUAGUGAACUUCUCAGAGUUAACAUAACUCCCGUUGUUGCUUUAUGGCAACCUAUGGCUGAGAAUCAAGAGCUUCCAGUUUCCCUUGCCAAAUAUGGAGCUUGGGAAAACCCAGAAACUAUUCAGGCUUUUGCUGAGUAUGCCAGAUUUUGCUUUACAAGUCUUGGGGACCAUGUCAAAUUUUGGAUCACAAUGAAUGAACCAUCUGUGAAAAAUUUGACAUACACCGCAGGGCACAACCUGUUGAAAGCCCAUGCAAAAGCAUGGCAUCUUUAUGACAAGGAAUUCAGGAGAUCUCAGAAGGGCAAAAUAUCUAUAGCCCUGCAAGCCGACUGGGUCGAACCAGCUUGUCCCUUUUCCAGGAAUGACCAAGAUGUUGCUGACAGAAUUUUAGAGUUUGACAUUGGCUGGCUUGCAGAGCCCAUCUUUGGGAAUGGUGACUACCCACAGGUGAUGAGAGCAUGGCUUCACCGAAGAAACAGUAUUGACCUGUAUAAUUUCCACUUGCCUUAUUUCUCAGAAGACGAAAAGAAGUUAAUCCAGGGCUCAUUUGAUUUUUUUGCCUUGAGUCACUACACUACUACCCUCGUGGGCUGGGAGAAAGAGGAUGCACUAAAAUAUGACCACUACCUUGAAGUUCAAAUGAUUAAUGACAUCACAUGGCUGCACUCCCCCAGCAGAGCUGCAGUAGUGCCCUGGGGACUGCGUAAAUUGCUCAAGUGGGUUAAAUCAAAGUAUGGCAAUGUCCCGGUUUAUGUUAUGGCUAAUGGAAUUGAUGAUGAUCAGAAUAUGGUGCAUGAUAAGCUCAGAAUAUAUUACAUAGAGAAUUACAUCAAUGAAGCUUUAAAAGCUUACACCUUGGAUAAUGUUAACCUUCAAGGAUAUUUUGUCUAUUCUUUUAAUGACAAGACUGCUCCUAAAUAUGGUCUCUACAGUUAUGUUGCAAAUCAAUAUGAACCAAAGCUGUCUAUGAAGCAUUACAGGGAAAUAAUUUACAAUAAUGGAUUUCCUGGUCCUGAAACUCCUGAGUUGGUGUGCCCAGAAGAGAUUGCCUCGUGUCCUGAAUGCCACUUCUUCCGAACGAGAAAAUCAUUAUUAGCCUUUAUCUCUUUCAUAUUUGUUGCUUUUAUUGUUACUAUAUUUGUCAUUACUUACUACUCCAGGAGGGUAGAAAGAAGGUAUAAAUAGAUCUGUCCCUUUGAAUACAUCACUCACCACCCUUUCUCUUGCAUCCCUUUGGGAAAUCUGAAAUAAGAGCACACAAUGUUGUGAUUGCUUCAGCACUAGGAGGGCAUUUGCACUGCCUGAUACUGCAGGACAUUGACACUGAGAAGAGAUUGCUAGCAUAUGGCUUCCAGAAAUCGUUUUCUCUGGUUUAGUAUAUUUGGUUUAUGACCAAUACUUAAUUCCUGUGGUUGGAGUUAUCUCACAACUUUCCCUGGGACCUUUGUUGAGCAGAUGUUUUCCCCUCUUUGGUUUUGCCUCGCUGAGUUGGACAGGUGAAAGUAUGUUUUGAAGACAUGAAAUGAUGAAAGAGUCAAUGUCAAAUUCUCCAAGAGAAGACUGGGGAGAAACAAAAUGGUUUACUUUUCCAAAUUAGGGUUUAAUGUUUAUUGAUUGGAGUCAGCACAUGACUGGAGCAGGGAACAUAACUGAGCAGAGGCAGAGGAGAAUUGCACAAAGUAGUGCCAGGGGAAAGGAAACCCCCUUUCCUAAGGCAGAUGCAGGGGGAAGAACAGGGGGACGCGAGUCUGUGGUGCUGGGAGCUCUUGGUAUAUCAUUUAACUACUGUUCAGCUUGCUGACAGCUGCAUCUGACUUCAGGAUGUCAUGGGGGAACUUAAGCUAAAGAAACUGUGUCUUUCUCAGUGGAGAAGGCAGCAGGGGUAUGUCCAGGGAUGGCAGGGGUCAUGCCAUCUGGUGGGAAGAGAUGGGAAGGGUGAAAGGGCUUCUCUUUGAUUUGGUCAGUAAAAGGCAGAGAGCAGGAACUGGGAUGUCUUUGCUGUCUCAGUUGUCAGAAAGCUGUGUGCCUGACCCUGUGCCCUGUACCCACGGACAGGGCAGGCCUGGAGCACCUCAUUUCUGUACUUCUCACAGUGAGUUGCACACAGCUGCCACUCCGCUGCUGCCCAACUGCUUGCCUGCUGGAAACUGGUGCGUAAUUUAAUAAGAUGGUCUCUGCAUGCCAUUUGUGUUGAGUGUGGAAACUCUGACUGCCAGCAUUUUGGUGUAAUAAUCCAGCACUUUAUUGUUGCUUUUGCUGCUUUUGCCAGGGUAUAAGCUCUUGGAGCUGUUGCUCCCAGCCUCUUCCAGGUUGGUGGAGGGGUCUCCUUUGAGCAACCGGGUCUGGCCCUGGCAGCAUUUCAUCCCAAAGUAUUGCUGAAUAUCCAAGGACAUCUCAUUUUUCUCUCAGCAAGAUAAAUUCUCAAGAUACUACCAACAUUGUUUAUUAGUAGAAAUAGAGAAUGGAAAAAACCUCUACAUUAUUUUGCCUGCCUUGUGAAUCACUACAUUAGGAGUGUCCUCCGUAUAAAGCAGUGAGGUAAUUUUUCUCCGCUCUCUAACUCUAGGCCUGCAUCGCCUUCAGCUGUAAUUGUAUUUUUAUUGCUAUGUGAAUAAUGUCACUCACUGGAAAGAAUAUUUUAAAGGAAAAGUGCUCUAUGUUAAUUAAGAAUUAUUUAUCUACUAAAGCUGAUUAUGCUGUAUUAAAUGUGAUGUUUAUCUACUAGAUUACUAGUAGAUGACUAAAUGACCUCCCAGGGUUCCUUUC
Messenger RNA from Athene cunicularia (burrowing owl), 3951 nucleotides. It is a transcript of the gene KL, whose product is annotated as klotho. Gene Ontology annotation, molecular function: beta-glucosidase activity. The transcript has 6 exons. Gene Ontology annotation, biological process: carbohydrate metabolic process. The record is from RefSeq and is a predicted model, not a curated record. Bases 1 to 2370 code for a protein of 789 amino acids. NCBI's taxonomy places the organism in Eukaryota, Metazoa, Chordata, Aves, Strigiformes, Strigidae.